AUGAGCUUCUCAGAGAGCACUAGAACUCAAUAUCUGUUUGAGUUAAAUGAAGCAAACUCUAUUGAACAGUCGGCUCAUCUGAAAGGAGGCAGCCAUGAGGAUUCCAUUAAUGAUAGUGUGAAAGCCAGAGAAGCGCUAAAAGACAACAAGAAACAGGAAUUUGUAAAUGAAGACCUAAUGGAUUUCGAAUCAACACUUGCAAUAAAUUCCCAGGAAUCUUGUUUUAAUAAAACAAGAAAUAAUAAUGUUGCGCAGGAGUUUGAUUUAAUAGCUAGAAAGGUUGAUAGCACAAUUCAAGAAUUAAAUAGAGUCUAUAAAGAAAUUGGAUACUCGUCACAAGAAAUCGCAGAUAAGAAGUCACAUAUAUUUGACGCCAUACAAGGAACAUUGGUAAGCUUUUCUGACAACCUACAGAGAGAGAAGAGCAAUAUAGAGAGCGAGUGUGAAUGGUUGAGGCAACAAAUAAAAAUAAUUUUAGCUAUGAUUAAUGACAAUAACGGUGAAAAAAAUCUCUCUUUAGUCAACCGUGGGAUUCUUUUUGAAAAUUCAAAAUGGUUUGAAAUGGGAUACAGCAAUGAAACAUUUGCGAAGGCAAAUAAUAUGAGUAGAAAGGAUAGUUUCUACGAUGAUUCCCCCUUCAAUAUAACAGCUACAGGGACAGAUAAUGAUUUAUCGUUCCAAAACAAUUUUGGUUCCAACGUCAACAGGAUUCCAGAAAUUACCCUUGCAAAGCUUAAAUACAAAUUGAAUUCAAUUUUUAUGGACGUUUUAAAGGAGUUUGUUGUUUCCUUCAAAAAAUUGAAUGAUCUAAAUUUGAUAUACUUAGAUAUCAGCGACACAAUUCGACCACUACCUUCAUCUAAUCAAAAUAGUUUGAUGACGUUAUUACCGGGCCGCGAAGAAGCAGAGUACCACAGGCAAAUUCUAGGUCAAUUUGACAUUGUUACAAGACAUUUAAAAAUCUCCUUUAAUGCUACUGCGUUUGACACAGAGAAAGAAGAAAGUGAUAAUUACGAAUUUAUAAUUUCUAGUCCCCAAAAGCCAAAUAAAGAAUCUGAGAAAAGACAGCUUGGUGACCUUGAUAACGAAAUGAGACACAGUACAGGAAAUGCCAUGAGUUACUUAAGAGACUUGAAUUAUGAACUUGUAAGGGUGAUACGAAGUCUAAAGGUCACGAAAAUCACCCCAGAAACUUUAAAAAGUAUUCAACGUGAAAUAAGUAUUUGUGAAGCAGAACUCAUCGUAAGGGAGGAGCUGAUGAUUGAAAAGAUAAAAACCUGCCUUGAACUAAUUGAGAUUUUACAUUUGAGUGAUGAUCAACUUGUAAAGAUGCAAAAGCAGUACAACAUCUUGAAAGCAAAAGAAGAUAACAUUGACGGUUAUAUUGACUUGGAAACAUUAAAGUUUAUGCAUAUAAAUCCACGACAUUUUGGUUUAAAUGAUGCUCAUAUAAGUGUCAUCAAUAAAUUUACUAGCGUUUUACAAAGUAUAAAAGAUUCGAAACAAAGGAAAUUGAAUAAUUACUCCGAAAAAUGUCAAGAUUUGUGGAAAAAGUUUCAUGAAGACCCUAAAUAUACCGAGAGCUUUAUUGAGGCAAACAAUAACUUAACAGAUUUAUCCUUGAUGAACUUCAAAAUGGAGCUUAACAGGCUUUAUAUAAAGCGAUCUGAAUAUAUCGAAAACUUCAUAACGGAUGCAAGAGUACAGAUAGAAAAAUUGUGGGACAGAAUGUACUACUCGACAGAAUUGAGAAAAAGGUUCAAGUACUUCAAUUAUGAUCUCAAUGAUGGUGAAGCAGAUAAAGAAGUUAUAUUGAAUGAACAUGAGGCUGAACUAUUAGCUUUGAAGGCUGAGUUCAAAUCAAAGACAAAAAUAUACACGUUAUAUGAUCUGUUAAACGAUUUAUUAAAAGAUCAAGUCUUUUUGCGAAACUCUUCAAAGGAUUCAUCAAGGCUUUUAAGUAAGAAUUCUUGUAAGAUAUUAUUGAAUGAAGAAAAGCUUAGAAAAAGAAUCGAGAAAAACAUGCCUAAAAUAAUAGAUACCUUGAAAGGAGAAAUCAUCAAGGAUGAUGAAAAGCGAAAAAUGGAAGGGCAACCGCCUCUUACCGUGUACGAUGAAAAUUUUUUAGAAAAGGUAGUAAAAAUUGAAACAGAAUCGUUAGGCAGCAGGAAUAAUAGAAGUUUUGGAAAUAAAAGCUUACAAGAUUCUCCAAAUAGAUCAAAAAACCCUACUGAGAAAUCAUCACCGAUUAAAGAAGCUGGAGUUUCACCCUCUACGAAAGGAGUUCAGAAUAACGCUUUAAGAAGAGGAAUGAAAAAUAAGAAUAUAAGAUCAUCUCCUCCAAAGCACUUCCUGGCUCUUAAGAAACCUUCCGUACCAAGGCAAAGGGCUUACAGGAAUCCAACCGCAAUUAAGCUUACAAACGCUUUGAAUACGAGUUUGGGAACAGAAUUCAUUGAAUCAACUAUCGAUAGCCCAGUCGUCAAAUCUCAAAAUAACUCAAACUUUGAAAGAUUUAAAACAAACCGACUUCAGCCAUUAAAUUCGCCCCUUGUGGCGAACCAAUUUGAUAUUCAUGGAGACAGUCCACUGAGCUAUAAUGCACAUGUUCAAAUGCCAUCUAGUCCUAAGGUGUUUCCAUUGCCAUUGGGAAUAAAUAAUGAUAAUGGGACUUCAAAUCUGUUUUCCUCAAUAAGAGAAAAGCAAAGUUCAAUUUCAGAGGAUCAAGAAAACGUGAGGUUUGAGUUGUCUCCAGUGCUGUUGAAAAAUUUCAAACUUCAUGAUAGACCGGAUUCCAGUGCCACAAGCGACAAACUUAGUAGCUUAACCUGUGACAGCUCAACAAUUGUGGGAGAUGACUAUCAAUUGUGGCGGCAAGAGAAGAUAAAAGAAUUAAAUGAUCCUUGA
Messenger RNA from Priceomyces carsonii, 2907 nucleotides. It is a transcript of the gene ASE1, whose product is annotated as Ase1p. The coding region runs from base 1 to 2907 and encodes 968 amino acids. Gene Ontology annotation, biological process: mitotic spindle midzone assembly; microtubule cytoskeleton organization. The record is from RefSeq and is a predicted model, not a curated record. Gene Ontology annotation, molecular function: microtubule binding. Lineage: Eukaryota; Fungi; Ascomycota; Pichiomycetes; Serinales; Debaryomycetaceae. Gene Ontology annotation, cellular component: mitotic spindle midzone; cytoplasm; spindle. The transcript has a single exon.